Messenger RNA from Cuscuta campestris, 2130 nucleotides. The record is from the annotation of a GenBank genome assembly. NCBI's taxonomy places the organism in Eukaryota, Viridiplantae, Streptophyta, Magnoliopsida, Solanales, Convolvulaceae.
CUUUUCCUCUGCAGGGGCCUUGUGCAGUAAACCCCCUACGGGCGGUCGUCCGUCGUCCUAAAGUAGUCCCCGCGAAGCUUUCGGGAAGAGGGGUAGUCUUGUGUGUAAGCAUAGCAUUUCUGGUCGAACCCGCCCAACCCAACUAAGAAGAACCGAACCUGUUUUUCCUUUUGGGAGGGUACUCCGAGUAGUGGGUACCUCGUAGGACCUCGACCCGCCUACUCGGGUCUUGUAUGGAUAUGCAGGAAGGGGUGCUCCUAGGUGUGUGUAGGGGUUGUGUUUGUUCGCGAGAAAAGAUUUCUCGUAAAGUCAGUUUGGGGGGUGUGGACACACUUGCGCGAAUUCGGGUAACGGCUACAAGGGAGAAAUCGAAAGGAAACUGUACCCGACCAGGGAUGGACGUAAACUCGUAAGCUACCGAAGGUAGGGAUAAUCGUCCAGGUCUUAUUGUGAAAGAAAAAAGCCGCCCCGCCACAGCAGACGGGUUUCGUCGCCGGGGAGCUCUUGGCGAGGAGACCUUUGACCUUUGGAGAAUUUGCUAAAACAAACGGAUCGACCCGUUCAGUAGAAUUACGAAGAAAGACUGUUGGUUCAAAAGGAAAUGCGGACAGGGUAGAGCUCGGCAGAGGGUUCGAGAAUAGACUAGAAGACAUAGGUACGAAAUGAGUUAGACGAAUUGUUCAACUCAUUUGAAACGAAUCCCUUGUAGCUCGACUGAGUCGCUUAGUUUCACUAUGUGAAACUCAUUCACUGAGAUACGUAUCUUGAUACGUAUCUUACGGCUUCCGUUAGUUCGUAUUCUAUUAUUCUAAAGGAGCUCCAUACGUAGUAACUCGAGCAGGUAGGGGUCCUGUCCUUAAAUAAAAGAGUUCCAAACCUUUAUGUCCGUACAAGUUCCGGCCAGGAUGAUUGAAAAAGAUGAAACCAAUUUGAACCGCUCACAUCACAGUAGUAGUAGCGUAAAGGCCGUACUAUUUCCGCUGCGUGAGCAACCCGACUUGCUUUACAGGCCGCACUCCUCUCCCCUCUUCGAGGGACUCCCUUUGGUCGUACCUCUUCGAGGGACUCCCUUUGGUCGUACCUCUUCGAGCGACUCCCGUUGGUCGAGGUACGAAUUCUCUAGUCACUUCGUACCUCUUCCCAACGAGCCCAUUUUUCUUUUUAUUUGGAAUUUGGAAGAAUUCGCAUGGGUUCUCCAGAUAGGGCCCCACUAGUCCGGCUCGGUUCGGGCAUCUCCCGCAACGCAAGCACCAUUGUUCGACACCACCCGAGGAGCAAAAUAUUCGAGAGUCCAGGCUGAAAAUACAUGCAUAGAUUGGUCUAAUGCCAAGGCCGACGACGGAAGCUCGGGACGGAGCCGUAUGAGGCGGAAGUCUCACGUACGGUUCUCUGAGAAGGGAGUGGCUACCUACUGGAGCUUCGACCAACCAAAUUCCGCUUUGGGGCCACCCCUUACUCUACCAUUAUUAUAGGGGAACAACCGAUUUACAAAUUUCAUUAACCACAGAAUUUAGUGAGCGGCGCCAAAUCUUUCUAUGGAUUGCUUCUUUCGCCUCUUUCGCCGUCAAAGUGCCUAUGCAAACGAAUCAAGGAGCUACAAGCCUGUAGGUCCGCUAACGUCAAGCGAGGAGUUGAGCCUGAACUGGCGAACCGAAGUCACUUUCGGAACCAUACUUCCUACAGCUAACAUGUGUCCAGUCCAGCGGGAACGCGCAGCGCAAACGAAUCGGUCUGUAGCUGCUAUACCGAAUCCCCCGCAGGCCAUCGGGGACCGAGUGGUAAGGCCAUGAUCCGCAGGGGAAUGGAUCACUCAUUCUUCCAUUGGGGACAGGUGCACGAACGACAACUCCAAACGUCAUACAUCCGCCGCCUACCUACCGUUUAGGUGGCACCAGCGAGAUCCAGCCCACGGAGCGGUAAGGAACUUUGUGUCGCGGCUGCUCCACUCCGCUGCGGUCUCAUGAACCCUUCCCGCUAAGAAGCGAAGAAUGAUUCAUUUGGAUCGACGAGCUUUUUCGGCCAGAAUCAAUGGAAUGUCUGUCUAUCCAAUUCUAUCUGUAUAUCUAGGGGAUCUCUCUAUACAUAUAAAAGCAUGCCUAGCCGUAGCCGGAUCAGAUCUUUUGGACCUAG